AUGAAUCCUCUUCUUACUGGAACGCUGGCAAAUGCUAGUAGCUCCUAUACUGGCGACGAGAUGUAUAGAUGCAAGUAUGGUGAAACCCCUAAACUGACAUCUAAAAAUUACCACCAGUGGAGCCGUGACAUGAGUCUUUAUCUCAAUGCAUGCAAGGCUCUGGAUAUCGUACUAGGAAAGGCCGACCAGCCAUCAGGCAGCAAGGCCGCUGAAUACAAGGACAGACAAGGAAUAGCUGCAGCUAUGAUUAAUGCCUCCUGUCAUUACUCGGUCAGAAGUCACAUUGACGGAAUUAUAGAUCCAUAUGAGAUGUGGAAAGUCCUGAAAGCACGACUGGAUACCACAAACACUAGAGCUGGCAGAACCGCUAUCCUUCAAAGGUUUAGUCGUCUCCGUCCAGGUUCAGGAACGAACAGCCUGAACGAGUUCAUUUCCAGCCUGCUUGACUGUCGAAAGGAACUGGCUGGCUCUACUCAAUCCAUUUCGGAUGAGACCUUUAUCUCCCAAUUGAUUAUCUCGCUGCCAGAUAAGUAUAACGGAAUAAUCGAUAUUAUCACUCAUCAGGCCAGCGAAAAUCAGACUGUUGAUAAUGUUAUUGCUACUCUAUUGGAAUGGGACAGCGCUGCCCGCAACCGUCAAGCUGAAGCUGUAGGAGCCGGAAUCAAUACAAGUUCAACUUCCUCACACGCUCUCGAGGCCAGAACAAAUCCUAGGAUGCGAAACUUCAGAACCCACAAACCAUAUCAACGUCCGUCUAGCACUGAAUGCUGGUACUGCGGUAUGCGUGGACAUAGACAGGAUGUAUGCAGAAUAAAAAAGAGAGGAGAAGCGGCAAGAAACAGACAUAAUGGUGGCCAGAUAUCAGCAUCAAAUACGACUUCAGAUACUUCUGGUGAUAGAAAUCCCAACACAGCUGUUGAUGAUGACGGUGAUAUACAGGCUUCAUAUACAACAGUUCAAGCACUCGUUACUCUUGAUGGAGUCAGUACCACAAGUAAAUGGAUCAUUGACUCGGGUGUAUCUCACCAUCUGUCCUGCAAUUCUCGGGAUUUCCAAACACUUAAACGUUUGAAUACCACCCAUAAUGUAUAUUUGGGGGAUGGGACAUAUAUUCCUGCAUUAGGAAUAGGACUCAUUCGGUUUCAGUUUGGCUUGAAUAAGAGUGAUGUGAUCGACCUCGAAGCACUCUACGUUCCACAACUUCGAUCAUGUCUUCUCUCAGUCAGUAAAUUAUCUGAGCGUUACAGAAUAACAUUUAAUGGAGCUGAAUGUUUAAUCUCGAAUCGGUCACCCUCAAGUACUAAAGUACUAUUACUCGGGAGAAUUAGGGAAGGACUAUAUCAUCUUCAGGCCAAUAUUAUUCCCUCUCGUUUCCAUCAUAAAAUACAAGCAGUUAGUAACAUAUCAAUGAAUAAUCAGAUUACCGUUAAUGUCACCUCACUACCUAGCUUGAAUCUCUGGCAUCUUCGUCUUGCACAUCUUGGAAUUGACGCAGUAAAGCAUCUCAUUGGUGAAGCUGGCUAUUCCGACUCGGAUGGAAAACAUAAUCAAAUUGGACUCUGUGACGUAUGUUUGAAGGCAAAACAACAACGGAUAAUUGAACGAAAGCCUGCUACAAGAACAAAACAACCAUUUGAGCUUAUUCAUUCAGAUUUAUGCAGGCCAAUGACAACACCUUCAAUAUCCGCCAUCAAAUACUUUAUCUUAUAUAUCGAUGAUUACUCGCGCGUUCCAUGGGUAUAUUUCUUGCGAUCAAAAACAGCAGUGGAUAUUGUAUCCGUCUUUCAAGAAUUCAAAGCCCGAGUUGAAAAGCAAUUUCCCGAAUGGCCAAUCACCAGGUUUAGAUGUGACAAUGGAAAGGGAGAAUAUGAUAACAGCCUUUUUCGUGGAAUACUUCGGGUUUCUGGCAUAACAUUUGAACCAUCACCACCAUACGCUCAGCAUAAAAACGGAGUGAGCGAACGAAUGAUACGCACAAUCGUGACGAAAGCCCGUGCUCUUAUCAUUGACAGCCACUUGAGUGACAAUUUCUGGGCAGAGGCAGUCAAUACAGCAGUGUAUCUGCAUAUCCGUUCACCAUCAAGAUCACGUUUAUGGGAUCCUGUUGGUGAGCGAGUUAUACAAGCAUCAGACGUCAAAUUUGAUGAAGAGAAGAUAGUGGGAAGCAGCAAUAUUAGUUCAGAUAUCAAAGGCGAUACUGAGAUCUUGAAAUCUUGUCUUAGCGAUAACAUGCCACUCGAAGACGAUGAUAUGGACUACGGCACUGUUCAAGGUUCAGAGACGUUCGAUCCACCGAAGUCAUAUGGGCAGCAUUUAUAUGAAAUAUCAGACAGAACUGCAAGUGAGAAAUCCGUGAGUACACGGGAAGUGGAAAUGAUUGAUAGUCAGGCAACUACACUCGAGAGUACAGCUCACGACAGAAAUCUUGCGGUAGCAAAAGAUAUUUCUAAACCGCAAAGUCAACCGUUACGACGGUCAAGUAGAAUUGGCGCAAAUAUUGCAGAUGUAACUGACAAUGAACACACUGAUCCUAAUAGCUUUGAAGAAGCUUUAGCGCACCCUCAAAGUAAAAGCUGGAAGACAGCGAUCAUUGAAGAGCUAAAUUCAUUGGAAACGAACAAGACUUGGGAAUAUGUUGACGCUACCCCAUAUACCGUAGGGAGAGCAAUCGGCUGUAAAUGGGUCUUCAAAACGAAGACUACUGCUGAUAAUACCAUUAGACAUAAAGCCAGAUUGGUAGUUAAAGGGUAUGAACAGGUCGAAGGAAUCGACUAUGGUGAAACUUACGCACCUGUAGCAAGAUUGACAACGCUUCGUCUUCUUCUUGCUAAAGCGGCAUUGCACCGCUGGAAAAUACACCAAAUGGAUGUGGUGACCGCAUUUCUCAAUCCUACAAUUGAUGCGGAGGUAUAUAUGGAAGUUCCAGAAGGAAUGAAUAGUCUUGCUCCAUCAAAAUUGAAUCUUAAUGGAAAGAUAUGCCGAUUAAAAAAGGUAUUAUACGGCUUAAAGCAAGCUCCACGCCUCUGGCAUAACAGUAUCAACGACUAUCUGGAGACCACCGGCUUUACUAAAUCCGCUGGUGACCCAAAUCUGUACAUUGGACAGGAUUCGUAUCUGCUACUAUAUGUGGACGAUAUUUUAAUCAUGUCCCCUAAUAUCUCGAUCAUUCGUGAGAUUAAGAUUAGUCUUCAGAGACGAUAUAAGAUGACUGAUAUGGGAGAGGCCAGACAAUUCAUUGGACUCGAAAUAACAUACUUGAGUGGAAAAGAUAUGGAGCUUAAUACUAUAUAUCUUAGUCAGUCACGGUUUAUAAUGACUAUACUCAAGAGAUUUGGAAUGAUAAAUUGUAACGGGGUCUCUACUCCAAUUGACAGCAGUAUCAAACUACGCCACGCUAUCUCUGAAACUGAUAUUCUUGAAAAAUCACAAGUACGAGAUUAUCAAAGACUAAUCGCCAGCCUGAUGUACCUUAUGCUAGGGACUCGACCCGAUUUGGCCUAUACAGUAUCAGCACUCAGUCAGUUUUGUUCAAAGCCGACGUCAGUACACCAAGCUGCUGCAAAAAGAGUGCUCCGAUAUUUGAAGAGUACUCACAAUCUCGCCCUCAGGUUUCAGGAAUGCAAAAUGACAAGCAAUAAUGGCGAAUCUGUUGUUGAUAGAACACAUCUAGAAGGUGAUUUAAUAAUAGGAUACACGGACGCUGAUUGGGCAGGCAAUCUCAACGAUAGGCACUCUACUUCAGGAUAUGUCUUUAAUCUUGCGGGUGCAGCUAUCAGCUGGAAAUCAAGGAAGCAAAGCUUUGUUGCCCUUUCAACUACAGAAGCCGAAUAUGCAGCCUGUAGUGAGGCAGUACAGGAAGCCAUCUGGCUUAGACGAAUGUUCUAUAAUCUUGAUCAACCUGAUGAUAUAUCUCGGAGCAAUCCGACUAAAAACGAAAAACCAAAUGACUCCAUAAAGAACGCACACAACGCUAUACCCGGCGCUACUCCUCAACUUAUAUUUGCUGAUAAUCAAGGGGCCAUGAAUUUAGCUGUUAAAUUUGGUUUUUCUGAGAGGACAAAACAUAUUGAUAUCAAGUACCAUUUUGUCAAAGAGGCUUGUCAGCGAGAACAAGUACAAUUGGAGUAUAUUCCAACUGAAUACAUGAUAGCAGAUAUUCAUACAAAAGCACUACCUAAUGCAGUGCACUGGAAACACCUGAAUGCGAUGGGAUUGAGGAGGAGAGAAUGA
Messenger RNA from Morchella importuna, 4230 nucleotides. RefSeq lists its product as uncharacterized. Gene Ontology annotation, molecular function: nucleic acid binding. Lineage: Eukaryota; Fungi; Ascomycota; Pezizomycetes; Pezizales; Morchellaceae. The coding region runs from base 1 to 4230 and encodes 1409 amino acids. The record is from RefSeq and is a predicted model, not a curated record. The transcript is spliced from 3 exons. Gene Ontology annotation, biological process: DNA integration.